Chrysochloris asiatica (Cape golden mole) is the source of this 15471-nucleotide messenger RNA. It is a transcript of the gene RNF213, whose product is annotated as ring finger protein 213. NCBI's taxonomy places the organism in Eukaryota, Metazoa, Chordata, Mammalia, Afrosoricida, Chrysochloridae. Gene Ontology annotation, biological process: negative regulation of non-canonical Wnt signaling pathway; ubiquitin-dependent protein catabolic process; sprouting angiogenesis. Bases 1 to 15471 code for a protein of 5156 amino acids. The transcript is spliced from 67 exons. Gene Ontology annotation, molecular function: metal ion binding; ubiquitin-protein transferase activity; ATP hydrolysis activity. Gene Ontology annotation, cellular component: cytosol; membrane; nucleolus. The record is from RefSeq and is a predicted model, not a curated record.
AUGGAGUGCCCUUCCUGCCAUCAUCUCUCCACAGAGGACAAGCCCAAAUUCUGCAGCCAAUGUGGAGCCAGGCUUCCUGAAGUGCCCCAAACAGAGCCCAAGAGCCUCAGCGCCGAGCUGGUGCCAGCCCUGGGUGUGGAAAUGGACCGCGGGGAGAAACGGAAGGAAGACGGCGGCCUGGGGUCAGCUGACCUUCAAGAGACCCCAGACGAGUGCUGCUCUGAUGGCACUGAUGGCUCCUGGACCAUUGUCCAGAGGAGCAAGAAGAAGAAAAAGAAGAACCAGAGAUUCUCUACUUCAGACGAGAUGGACUCCUUGUCCCUACCUCCCUCGACCCCAAGUUACCAGGAUUCUCAGUCAUCCCCCAGGUCCUUGGACCCAGCCCCACACAGAGACCAUGGUCAGCAGGAUGGUGUGAUUGGCCAGCCCCCAGCUCGCACUCUUCAUGCCAAGUGUGACCAGGGCCCAUCCAGUCCAGAGGCCAAGAACCAGGAGGUGGGAGUGGCCAAGGCCAGCAGCUGCCCUCUGCAGAGUCAGACUGAUGGAGAAGAGGCUCAGAUGAGUGCUGGACCCCAAGACCCUUCCAACCCUUCUCAGAAGGGCACUGGCCUCACAGAAGCUGCCUCUGAAGGCAGCCCUGUGGAUAGUGAUACUACCCAGACACGCCCAGUACCAGAGUCAAAGGGGACUGACCAAGAGCCCAGGAAACAGGCAGAGACCCCGACUUCUGAGGCCAAAGUUGCUCCAGUUGAGCCAGCCCAUGCCACAAAACAAGCAGGGAAGGAUGGUGAAAAGAAGGCUCAGAAGACGAAGGCACAACCAGCAAGUGUCCCUGCUGCUAAAGGACAUGACCAGAAAGCAGAGACCAAGGACAGAACGUCCCUUCCUGGAGAGAAAGCAGGUGAGAAGGAGAAAGCUCAGUCACGGGACCCGAAGCGUCCAGAAGGGUACAGUGCGGUGGUGAAAAGUGCCCAGGAGCAUAGCCGUCCGGAAGAGCGUGCGUGUGACAUGCAGAGGCCAUUGAGUCCUGGUGAAGGCAUCAUGGUGUACUUCCAUGCUAUCAUCUCUAAAGACUUCUCAUUCAACUCUAACCAACAUCAAGUAUUCAUCAGGGGAGGAGAGGAGUUUGGAAUGCCAAAAUGGAAGAAGAAUGUCUGUCAGAUGAACUACAGCAAAGACUUGGGUGAACACGGGUCCCUGAUUGAAGGCAACACCAUCAUUUCCAAGCAGAGCCUGGAUAAGUCCAUCCCUUACAAGUACAUCAUUGUUCGGGAAAAUGUCUCUGAGGAGUACGAGUUUAUCUACAAAAAGCAGGACAAAGAGCAUGUCAACCGUUGCCUGUACAUCAAGUCUUCACUCCUGAACUCAGGAGAUUGGCAUCAGUAUGAUGAUAUAAUUUGCAUGAAGCCUCCUGGUCCGUUGCAGAGGUUCUGGGAUCAUGUCACAGACGGUACAAGGAAAAAACUGGUGAAGGGGAAGCAGAUUGCAGCUAGAUUCAUGCUGGACAGCAUCUUCAGCAUCCUCCAGACCUGGGAUGCCAUCAACCUAAAGAGCUUUUUCACCCAGUUCCUGCAGUUUUAUACUGUUACCCGAAAUCCAACAGUCUAUGAAGGAGGACCACAGCCUUGGACCUCUCUGCAGUAUGGAGAGAGUGAGGUGAAGAGUGACCUGUGGAGCUAUUUGAAAGAGAAGGUGGCUCUUCUUCAAGAAGGAGGCAGCAGGGGCCCUCAGCCUGAUGACUGGCCAGUGAGGAGUAGACUGAGGAUGGGCCUCAUUGCCCUGUUCGCAGUGGAAGAGUUUUCACUGCCCGUGUCAGAAGGUGACCUGUUCUCUGUGUGCUCCCUUCUCUGCUUAAAUGCCAACUCACCUGAGACCUUUGACCGAGACUUACAGCCUGUCCUCGGAACAUCUCCAAGAUGGAGAGAGUACUUGGUGAACCUGUGCCGAAGGUGCAUGAAUAAAAGGAUGAACUGCUGGGUCCUCACGCUUCCGGUGCUGCACCACUGUGGGGGGCCGGCCCCCCAAUGGAAGGACAUCCCAUCAGAGGACACAUGGGCGGCCCUAGAAGGCCUCUCCUUCUCACAGUUUCGUGACAAAGAAUCAAAGCAGAAUCAGUUGCUUCAGCUCAUGGAGAACAAUAAGCAUCUGCUGACUGUUGAUGGCUGUUUGUUCCGCUCUUGGUUCAGUUUGCUGCCUCUACGUGACCUGUCCAACUAUAUGAGCACCUUGAUAGAAUACCUCAUCACUUCCCCUGCUGGUUUCCUGGAUUGCGUUCUAGGGGUUUACUACCGGCUUCGGGAAUUUAAGGAAAUCUCGAACAGAAAUCAUGAGAGUAUUAAGAAAGUUUUACAAAUGCUGUUGCACCUGCUGGAUGCUAAUUUGAACAAGAUUCCUGAGGAGCCCUUCUCACACUCCUACUUGUCUGUCUGCCUGAAAUUUCAUGAAACCGUCUGUGAAAUCACGAAGGAUCCAAAGUUUUAUGAGAUGUCUGCCUUGUCUGCAGAGAUUGUUUGCAGAAUCAUUGCACUUCAACCUGCGGUGGGCUGGGCAGAAACCCCGCCGCGCAGUGACACCAGAAAGAAGGAUCCAGUAACGGCAGUGUUCCAGGGAAUUCUCACUGCUACUCAACGUUGGCUUAAACAUAUUUUUGCCAAAACAAUGUUCUGGUAUUCAUAUACAUCAUAUGUCAAAUUCGUUUAUGAUGAGGAAAUCAAGGUCUGGAGACGGCUGGUGGAAAUACCUUUUCCUGUGAAAUAUGGCUGGAAGGAGGCGUUGCUGAGAGACCUGGAAGGGAGAUUCAAACAGGAGAAGCCCCUCGCACAGAUCUCGGUCUACUGUAGCUCUGGCUGGGAUGCUUCAAACCUGGACGACAGUGUGGCCAAGACCUUCGAGAAGUGCGUCCUGGAAGCUGUGAACAUGGCCUGCCAGUCUCAGACCAACAUCCUUGAUGGACUCUCUCGUCAUGAUCUGCGGAGAUUUGGCAAACUUGCAUCUGCUGUGAUCACAAAGUCCUGGCCCGUGAAACAUGGGAUGGCAGUAGAUGAUGUGGAUGAGGUUUUAAAGUACCUGCUCAAGGGACAAGAUGGCAAGCAGAUCUUCAGACUGUACGGAUCCGAUGAGAAGAUGUUAGAGAACCUCACAGAGGACAGCAAGAGGUUGAUGGUCACUGCUGACUCGGUGUUCACAAGAGUUGCUAGUGACCUCCUCAACGGAACCAUUUUAGUGCGACAACUGGAGCUAAUUGUGAAGCACCAGGCUCAGUUCCUCGACAUCUGGAAAAUAAAGUGUGAAAGACUUUCGCCCCAGGAAAAAAACCAGAAUUUAUCAUCUGUGCUGAUUUGGAGACGGAAAGAAUUGGAAUUUCUAGAGACAGAGAAAAAAUAUGUUGAUAAUCUCUUAAAAUUGUGUGAGAAGGUGAAGCACCUGAUAAAAGUGGAUUUUGGAGAGAUUGCCCACAAGCAUCUGGAAGACCUGAGCAGUAAGAAACUAAGUGAAGUUGUGACGGUGAGACUCUCUAGCUGCUCACCUAUGGAACAUACAACAUACUACGACCUGAGUGACACGGUCCGCGAGAUGGGGAGGACUGUGUACCUGCUGAGGAACAGCUACAUCUUCAAGCUCUUCUGGGAAGAAGCUGCAGAGCUGCUACACGAGCCUGACAAGGAAUCAGAAGAGCAAGCAUUUCACCUGGAAGAUGUGUGUGGGGAAUUAUUCCUCCCUUGUUAUAAAAGGUUCCUUAGACUGUAUAUGAAUCUGAAGUCAGGAGAGGUCACCUUUGAAGAAAUCAAUGCCUUCUUCAAAGAUUUUGUUAAUAAAUACAGUGACCUGGAUUCAGAACUCAACGUCAUGUGCAAUGUGGAUGAGAAGAACGAAAGGUGUUGGAUCCAGGAGCGUGUCGAGCAGAUCAAGGAGUUCCAUGACCUUCAUCAGGCUGCUGCCUCAGUCAAGGUCAUCUUGAAAGUCAAAGAGAAUCUGGCCCUGAACGGUGACUUCAGUGUUCUUCACACUUUAUCAAGUUUUACAGCAGAUUUUGAACACUUUCACCAUGAAAAGCUAACCCGGAUCAGCCAGCAGCUUAUCAAGGCAAAAAAACUGGUCCAGGACAUCAGUGCUGCGCGGUGUCGGUGCCUGGAGGAACUGGCACUGAGGAAGGAGUUCAUCAGCUGGCUCCAGGAGGCCCUUGGAGACAUUAAUGAGCUGAAGGUAUUUGUGGACCUGGCCUCCAUCUCAGCGGGUGAGAACGACAUAGAUGUGGACCGCGUGGCCUGUUUCCACGAUGCCGUGCAAGGCUACGCUUCUGUGCUGUAUAAACUCGAAAAAACGGCAGGCUUUGAUACGUUCAUGAACCAUCUGGACGAGCUGUGGAAAGCUCUGGAAAAUGACCCACACCUGCCCAAGAAACUGUGUGAUUCAGCCAGGAACCUGGAAUGGCUAAAAACAGUGAAGGAAAGUCACGGGUCUGUAGAGCUCUCGUCCCUGUCCCUGGCAACAGCCAUCAACAGCAAAGGCAUCUACAUCAUUGAGGCCCCUAAAGAUGGCCAAAAGAUCUCUGAGGACUCUGUCCUACGCUUGGUCCUUCCCGAGAGUCUUGGUGACCAGGAACAAAUACGAGAGUACUCUUUAGAAGAACUGAGAGAGCUUUUGAACAAGUUGAUGCUGAUGUCUGGCAAAAAAGAUCAGAACAGCUGUGAAGUGGAGAUGUUUUCUGAGGUGUUUUGCAACGUGCAGAGACUUGUCCAGUCCUUUAUAAACCUUUACUCUGCUGGGAACAUGUUGUUCAGGACCUGGCGCGUGGAGGUGUUCUGCUCCCCAAGGUGGAAUGUUUCCAUCCACAUGGACUUCAACCUGGAGCUGGUGGGCUGGCUCACAGGGAGGGGAGAGGUGGCCGGGCUGCUGGAGGACCUGUGCAGGCAGAUGGAGCACUUCCUGGAUUGCUGGAAGAGACUCCUGGAAGAGAAGCGAACCGAACACUUCUACCUCAACCUCUACACAGCCGAGCAGCUGGUCUACCUGAGCACAGAGCUCAAGAAGCCGAGCCCCAGUGAGGCAGCCCUGAUGAUGCUGUCCUUCAUCAAACACAACUGCACCCCGAGUGAUGUCUCCCAGACCUGCAGCAGGACUGACGUGCCAACCAGCAGACAGCUCGUGCAGACAGUGAAAGCAGAGUUAGCCCAGAUGCUCUCCUCUGAGCUCAGCCUUGCGGACAAGCUGAGGGUCAUCAUGGAACAAUCCAUGAAAUACAUGUGCAUCUUCCUGCCUCAAUGCUUGGACCUGGACGCCCUCGGCCGCUGUCUGGCUCAUCUGUCUAACAUGAGUGGACCCCCUGUGGAGCGGCAUCUGCCCAGAGGCCUGCAGGUCGGCCAGCCCAACCUGGUUGUGUGUGGCCACUCAGAGAUACUGCCAGCUGCCCUGGCCAUCUACGUGCAGACCCCGAGCCAGCCCCUGCCUACCUAUGACGAGGUGCUGCUCUGCACCCCAGGAACCACGUUUGAGGAGGUGGCUCUGCUUCUGCGCCGCUGUCUUACCCUGGGCUCCCUGGGGCGCAAGGUCUACAGCCUGCUGUUUGCAGACCAGCUGAGCUACGAGGUGGCCUCUCAGGUGGAAGCACUCUUCCAGAGCCUGUGUCUGCAGCAGUACCACGAGGACUACCAGCUCAUCCUGGUCUGCGACAGUGACCGCGAGCACUGCUACCUCCCCUCGGCCUUCAGCCAGUACAAAGUCCUCGUCACCCCGCAGGCCUCGCUCCAGGACAUCCAGACUUACCUGGCGAGCCACUUCCAGGUCCCAGUGCAGAUGCAGUCAGCAGCUGCUGUGUUCAAGGACCAGAUGUGUGUCGGAGUGGUGACGUCGCGGAGAGCCAGUGUUGGGAAAUCGCUCUAUGUGAAGAGACUGUAUAGCAAACUGAAGGGGAAGUACACUGGGGCCAAAGUGCCUCUCAAGGUCAUCCGAUUGAUGGCUCCCCAAGUGGAUGAACACCAGGUCCUGGCUGCUCUCCUGCCUUUCAUGGACACACAGAGCCAGAAGUGCCCCAUCAUUUUCCACUUAGAUGUGACGUCUUCAGUACAGUCUGGAAUUUGGGGAUUUCUAUUCAAACUCUUAGUUUUACAAUACUUAAUGGAUGUAAAUGGAAAGAUGUGGCUUCGGAAUCCACACCAUUUAUAUAUCGUUGAAAUCCUAGAAAAGAAUCCAGUACGGCCAAAUAGGUCUUCAAAACUGGGAACCUGUGCCCCACAGUUCAGUUUUCUUGACAUUUUCCCAAAAGUCACAUGCAGACCUCCAAAAGAGGUGAUAGACAUGGGGCUGAACCCUGAAUCAAGCCACAGAGACCCAGGAAUGGAUCAGAGAGAGUUCAGCAGUGAAACAUUCCAAAGACCAUACCAAUAUUUAAAACGAUUCCAUCAAAAACAAAACCUGGACACGUUUCAGUACCAAAAAGGCUUUAUUGAAGACUCACCGGAGGAAUGUCUCCAGCAUUUCUUGAUUUACUGUGGGGUGAUGGACCCAUCAUGGUCAGAGCUUCGAAACUUUGCUCGGUUCCUGAAUUAUCAGCUCAAAGACUGUGAGGCCUCUGUCUUCUGUAACCCUGAGUUUACUAAAGAUGCACUGAGGGGCUUCAAGAACUUUGUGGUUACGUUCAUGAUUUUUAUGGCGAGAGAUUUUGCCACACCAACCCUGAACACACUGGACCAAAGCCCAGGGAAGUGUAUAGUUAACAUGGACGGUGUCAGAGAAGAAGACCUGGCUCCUUUCACUCUGCGGAAGAGGUGGGAGUCAGAGCCCCAUCCAUAUGUUUUCUUCAACGGUGACCACAUAUCCAUGACAUUCAUUGGCUUCCAUCUGCAGGAAAACCGAAACCAAAGCAUUGAUGCCAUCAAUCACUUGAAUAAGCAGGUAAUCAAGAAAAACGUCAUGACGCUGGAACUGUACCAGGACUUGAAGAAUCAGAGGGUGCGUUUCAAUGUUGACUUUGAUCAAUUGCCCAGACAUGAGAAGCUUGAAAAGCUCUGCCUGGCAUUAGGAAUCCAGUGGGCCAUUGAUCCUGAUGAAACCUAUGAGCUCACGAUAGACAAUAUGCUGAAGAUCCUGGCCAUCGAGAUGCGGUUCCGAUGUGGGAUCCCCGUUGUCAUCAUGGGAGAAACUGGCUGUGGGAAAACCAGGCUCAUCAAAUUCCUUAGUGACCUGUGGCGUGGGGGUAUUGAUGCUGAAACUAUGAAGUUGGUCAAAGUCCAUGGGGGAACGACAGCAGACAUGAUCUACGCCAAAGUCAGGGAGGCAGAAAAGAUCGCUAUGUACAACAGGAGACAUCAUCAGCUUGACACCAUCUUGUUCUUUGACGAAGCCAACACAACAGAGGCCAUCAGCUGUAUCAAAGAAGUUCUGUGUGAUCGCACGGUGAAUGGCGAGCCCUUGGCUGAGAACUCUGGUUUGCACAUCAUCGCAGCCUGCAACCCCUACCGGAAACAUUCCCAGGAGAUGAUCUGCCGUUUGGAGUCAGCUGGGUUAGGGUACAGAGUUAGUGCGGAGGAGACAGAAGAGAAGCUUGGCUCUAUUCCUCUGAGGCAGUUAGUUUACCGAGUCCACGCUCUCCCACCAAGCAUGAUUCCUCUAGUAUGGGACUUUGGACAACUGAAUGAUGUCACUGAAAAGCUCUAUGUUCAACAAAUUGUCCAGAGACUAGUUGAAUCCAUGGAGAUAAAGCAAAACGAGAUAUGUGUGAUCACAGAAGUGCUUUCUGCCUCUCAGGGUUUCAUGAGGGAAACAGACAACGAGUGUAGCUUUGUCAGCCUUAGGGAUGUGGAACGCUGUGUGAAAGUUCUCAGAUGGUUUUAUGACCACAGUGAAAUGCUCUUGUUAGAGCUGGAAUCCUCCCGUACAUCAGGUGUCCAACAAUCGCUGAGAAACCCCGUCCUCUGGUCUCUGGUGCAGGCAGUUGGAGUAUGUUACCACGCCUCUUUAGAAAAGAAAGAAUUGUAUCGCCAAGCCAUUUGUAGGUUUCUUCCGGAACCAUACAAUGACAGCAAAGUUAUACUGGAGGAAAUAAUUGAAACUCAGGAUCUUUUUCUAAAAGGCGUAUCACUGAGGAAAACCAUUGCCAGGAACUUGGCUUUGAAGGAGAAUGUCUUCAUGAUGGUGAUCUGCAUUGAGCUGAAGAUUCCUCUCUUCCUGGUGGGAAAGCCUGGCAGCUCCAAAUCCCUUGCCAAGACCAUUGUGGCUGAUGCUAUGCAAGGCCAGUCAGCUUCCUCCAGUCUCUUCCGGAAGUUGAAGCAGGUCCACCUGGUGUCAUUCCAGUGCAGCCCACACUCGACCCCCCAGGGGAUCAUAGGCACCUUCAAGCAGUGUGCCCGCUUCCAGCAGGGCAAGGACUUGCAGCAGUAUGUGUCCGUGGUUGUAUUAGAUGAGGUUGGGCUUGCUGAAGAUUCCCCCAAGAUGCCCCUGAAGACUCUGCACCCCCUGUUGGAAGACGGCUGUAUUGAAGAUGAUCCUGCCCCCCAUAAGAAGGUUGGCUUCAUAGGCAUUUCCAACUGGGCCCUGGACCCUGCCAAGAUGAACCGGGGCAUUUUUGUGUCACGUGGCAGGCCCAAUGAGAAAGAGCUCAUAGAGAGUGCCAAGGGAAUUUGCCACUCAGACACUCUAAUUCGAGACAGAGUCCACGGGUACUUUGUCUCCUUUGCCAGAGCCUAUGAAACAGUGUGUAAGACGCAAGACAAGGAAUUCUUCGGGCUUCGUGACUACUAUAGCCUCAUCAAAAUGGUCUUUGCUAUGGCCAAAGCUUCCAAUAAAGAGCCUUCCCCUCAAGACAUUGCACACGCCGUCCUUAGGAACUUCAGUGGCAGAGACGACAUCCACGCUUUGGACAUUUUUAUGGGCAAUUUACCUGAGGCAGAACGUGCUAAAGAUGUCAGCACCAUUCAGCUGAUCCAGCAGAAUAUUUAUGGUGAUCAUUUAAAGGGGUCUAGUAGCGAAUCAGAAGAUACUGAGUGUCGCUAUUUACUUGUGCUGACCAAAAAUUAUGUGGCCCUGCAGAUCCUCCAGCAGACAUUCUUCAAGGAUAACCAGCAGCCAGAGAUUAUUUUUGGUUCCAGCUUUCCAAAGGAUCAGGAGUACACGCAGGUCUGCAAAAAUAUCAACCGUGUGAAGAUCUGCAUGGAAACUGGCAAGAUGGUGGUCCUCCUCAAUCUGCAGAACCUGUACGAGAGCCUUUACGAUGCGCUCAACCAGUACUACGUCUAUCUGGGUGGCCAGAAGUAUGUGGAUUUGGGCCUGGGGACCCAUCGUGUCAAGUGCCGGGUUCACCCAGACUUCCGCUUGAUCGUCAUUGAAGAGAAAGAUGUUGUAUACAGACAUUUUCCCAUUCCACUCAUCAAUCGGCUGGAGAAACACUAUCUGGACAUCAACACUGUGUUGGAGAAUUGGCAGAAGCGCAUUGUGGAGCAACUCCAGGCCUGGGUAGAAUGUUUCAUCCGUGUGAAAGCAGAUCAUUUCCACGCCAAACACAAAUACAGCCCCUCUGAUGUCUUCAUUGGGUAUCACUCUGACACAUGCGCCUCUGUGGUACUUCAGGUCAUAGAGAGGCAAAACCAUAGGGACUUGUCGAGUGAAGUCUACCAGACGGUACUGGAGGAAGCCAAACUGAUCCUGCUGGGCUGUGCCACUCCUGAUGCUGUGGUUCGGCUGAGCACGUCCUCGCUAGGGGGGUUCAUGGCCCAGUCACUAUCACAAGAAUACUAUCACAAGCAGCAGCACAAUUCCUUUGCCGAUUUCCUUCAGACUCAGCUUCACAUGAUAAAUCUGGAACGUCCUGUCAUCAUCUUCACAGAGAUCACCACUUUCUCCCGACUUCUCACCAAUCAUGACUGUGGGGUGUUGGAAUCCGAGGUGAAGGACAAGGCUCCAAGGCCCACCAUCCUGUCCUUGCAACAGUAUGACACAGAGUACUCCUUCCUCAAAGAUGUCCGAAACUGCCUAACCAAUAAAGCCAGAUGUAAAAUCCUCGUUAUUCAAACAGAUUUUGAAGAUGGGAUUCACAGCGCUCAGCUCACUGCCUCUGCUAAGUAUGCUGCUAUAAAUGAAAUCAACAAGAUCCAGAUAAACAAGGGCUGUAUCUUGGUCUAUUUCAUCACAAAACUCUCCCGGAUGGGAAGUGGGUCGUCCUAUGUGGGAUUCCACGGAGGGCUGUGGCAGUCUGUGCACAUUGACGACCUCCGCAGAUCCACCUUCAUGGUUUCCAAUGUGACUAAACUACAGAAUGUCUCCAUCAGCCAACUGUUCAAGCCACAGGGCACAUCUGAUGUCGAGAUGGGACACAGGGCAGAGGCCCACAGCAAGAAUGAGGAGAUGGAAACAGAUAGGAAUGGACCAGGGGAAGAGGCAGAGGAGGAAAUGGAAACGGAGAGCUCCGAGGCAGUGGAGGGUGACGUCUCUGGGCCAGGAAGCAGUGAGGUAAGCAUCCUGGACACCACCAGACUCCUGAGCAGCUGUGUGCAGAGUGCUGUGGGCAUGCUCAGAGACCAGAACGAGUGUUUUUCACGCAAUAUGAGGAGAGUCGAGAUUCUUCUCAGCCUCCUGAGUGAAGACGAUGAAUUCAGAGCCUCGUUCCUGCGUGUCUCCAAAGAGCGCCUCUAUUUUCUGUUGAAGAAGCAGGAGGAGAACACAUAUGAUCCAAAGGAAUGGGUAGUACGGGAAGCCUCCAAUCAGGAUGCCCUCCAAGAGACAGGCACAUUCAGGAAUACCCUCUGGAAGCGGGUCCAGACCGUGGUGACCCCUCUCCUGGCCAGUAUAAUAUCUUUCAUCGACAGAGAUAGCAACCUUGAGCUACUGGUUAAUCCAAAAUUUCCACCCUGGGCGAAGGAUCUUUGGAUGUUUAUUUUCAGUGACACCAAGCUUCUCAACAUCACUCCUAUGAUGAAUGAUACAAGAUCUAGGAGCGAGAUGACCUACAUCAUGGUGCAGAAUGAUAUGAAGCUUUCAGGCACUGAUGUUCCAUUUAGCUGGAGAAUCAAGGACUACCUGGAGGAGCUCUGGAUCCAAGCUCAGUACCUCACAGAUACUGAAGGGCUGUCAGAGAAGCUAGUGGAAAUCUUUCAGCAGACUCCUCUGGGCAGCUUUCUUGCUAAACUCAGUAGUGAGCAACAGCAAAUACUUUCCCAGUGGUACUUGAAGGACUUCCUUCUCUUGACCAUGACUGUGUCCACAUGUGAGGAGUUGAAGUUUCUACAGAUGGCUCUGUGGUCCUGCAUGAGACAGCUGAAGGCAGCCGCAGGAAGGCCAGAGGAGGAAGGGGCGUGCCUGCCAUGGGUGCACCUUGCCUAUCAGCACUUCAGGAGCCGGUUGCAGAACUUCUCCAGGAUCCUGGCUGUCUAUCCCCAAAUCCUGGACAGCCUGAGAGAAGCAACGCAGAAGUGCAACCUGCCUGAGCGUGAGAUGGUGCUGGAUGUGAUUGCAGGCGUGGUCUGUGCUGAGAUGCUGACCACAGACAUCCUGCAGCCGAACCCCCAGGCCUGGCUGCAGAUGGUGAAGAACCUGUCCACACCAUUGGAGUUCCUCUGUUCUGAAGAGCAAAUGCGAGGCAGUGGGAACAUAACCAUGGUUCUUGUCAGGGAGCUCAGGUGCUGUUGGAAUCGGAUUUUCUCCGUCUCCCUCUUCGUGGAGCACGUGCUCCUGGGGACCGAGAGUCAGAUCCCUGAGCUGCUGGAGCUGGUGAAGGCCUGUACCACCUCCCUCAACAAGAAUCUGCAAGACAACUCUGACAUCAAGACCCAUAGACCUUUUGAGGCUGUAAUGACGACUCUCCGUGACUGCAAAAACCAGGCCAGUACCACCUUCACCAGAUAUGGAAUUCAGCCAUGUCCCAUUUGUCUGGGCGAUGCACAGGAUCCUGUCUGUCUGCCCUGUGACCAUGUCUACUGCCAAGGAUGCAUCCGCGCCUGGCUCAUCCCAGGGCAGAUGAGAUGCCCUUUCUGUUUAACCGAUUUGCCAGAAAACUUCUGUCUGACUGUUUCCCAAGAGUACAGGUCGGCCAUAGAGAAACACGCCCAAUUCCGGCAGAUGUGCAACAGUUUCUUUGUAGACCUGGUUUCCACCAUGUGCUUCAAAGACAACACUCCACCUCAGAGAGAUGUCAUUGAGGCCCUGCUGUCUUUACUCUUUGUGCAAAAGGAGCUCUUGAGAGAGGCCCCCCAGAGACAUCGUGAGCACACAAAAUCUCUCUCCCCAUUUGAUGAUGUGGUAGAUAAGACACCUGUCAUCCGCUCGGUGGUAUUGAAACUGCUACUGAAGUACAGCUUCCAUGAAGUAAAAGAUUAUAUUCAGGAUUACUUGUCUCUGUUAGAGAAGAAAGCCUUCCUCACUGAAGAUAAAACCGAGCUCUAUGCCCUCUUCAUCAACUGCCUGGAGGAUUCAAUACAUGAGAAAACUAGUGCUAUCUCUGAAAAUGAGGAACUGAACUACAUACGAGAGGAAGCUCAGUACCUUGGGACUUAUUCUCCACUGAGUCAUGGCCCAAAGCCUGUUAAGGAGGCUUCCAUUGGAUACCUGCAGACAAUGGCUCGGAUCCGCCUCUGUCUCGACAGAGCUUCAGAUUUCCUCUUUGAGCUUCAUGCGGGUUCAGGAAUUGCUGAGGAAAAGCAGCGCUAUCUGCAGCAAGUUCAGCACUUCUGUAUCAAAGCCAAGAACGACUGGUUCCGGGUGUACUUGGUGAGGAGGCUCGCGAACCAGCACACAAUGGAGUUUGUGCAGAGAUUUGCCAGACGGGGUCACCCAGCCCAGUGGGUGUUCCCCAAGGAAGUCAUUGUACAGCAGGUGAGAAGUGCUGACUAUCCAGGCCAGCUGGACCGAUUCCUGGUGUACGGCGAUGGAUACAAGGCUCUUCGUGAUGCGGUCGGGAGAGCUGUCCUCGAGUGCAAUCCCAAGGGCAUCACAGCUGCUCUGGAGGCCAGUAAGGACUCUAACGCUCAGCAGGCAGUCCACUUACUGUUGGCGCUCUUCCGGGAGGUCACUGUCUUGUACAGAUCCCGUAACGCAAGGAUCUUCCGUACGCCAGAGCAAUGUGAGGCUGUGAACAGAUUCAUUGAAGACACAGAGACCCUUUCUCCUGAAAUCAGACAUUUUGCGACAUCCCUUGUGGCCAACACUCAGCCAUUGCUGACAGCAGUUCCCAGUGACGGAGGCCUUGACACAACAGUGACAGAGAUGGUUGUUCACGCAGCAGCCACCCUUCUCUGUGCACAGAACAAGGUCUUGGAACCCCUGAAGAACCUGGCCUUCUUCCCGGGCCACAUGCUGAAUGCUUUUCUUCCCACCAUGCCUGAAGACUUGCUGGCUCAAGCUAGGCGUUGGAUGGGUCUGGAAGGAGUCCGCUGGUACACUUGUCCCAGAGGCCAUCCGUGCUCUGUAGGAGAGUGCGGCAUGCCCAUGGAGGAGAGCUACUGCCUUGACUGUGGUCUUCGAGUUGGAGGUGCCAAUCACAAACCCCGUGUUGGAUUCAUUGCUAUCAAAAAUGAUACAGACAGAACUCAGACUGGCCAUGUGCUGGGAAGCCCUGUAGCCAGAGAUGAGAUGGCAGUAUCGGACCGAGGCCUCUCUCCGGUGGUUUUCAUUCUCAUCCGGUUACUCACGCAUUUGGCUAUGCUUCUGGGAGCUGCCCAAAAUCCCCAGGCUGUAGCAAACAUCAUUAAGCCUCCAGUGGAGGACCCCAAAAGAUUUCUCCAACAGCAUAUCCAGAGAGACUUGAAUCAGCUGACAAAGUCCCUGGGCAAGAGUGCCGACGAGAUCGCCAAUGUGGUGCACCUGAUCCUGCGCAGCCUCCUCAGAGAACAGGACGCCUGCUCUGACCAGUGGCUUCUACAUUUUGAUGCAAAAUUGUCAAGCAAAGUGAUGAGAAACAACUGGGAAAAAACGGUCCAGAUGAUGAUUCUCUCUGAACUGGAGCAUCUAGACCAAACUCUCCUGACUGUCAACACCCUCAUCAGCCAAGAUGAACGUAUCAGCUCCAACCCUGUAGCCAAGAUCAUCUAUGGUGACCCAGGGACCUUCCUGUGCCACCUGCCCCCGAAGAGUGUGGUCCAUUGCUCUAAGAUCUGGAGCUGUAGAAAACGAAUCACAGUUGAGCACCUGCAGCACAUAGUAGAGCAGAAAAACGGCAGAGAAACAGUGCCCAUCCUCUGGCAGUUCCUACAGAAGGAAGCAGAGCUGAGGCUGGUGAGAUUCUUGCCGGAGAUCCUGAACCUGCAAAGGAACCUAGUGAAGCGAUUCCAGAAUGUUCCCGAAGUUGAAUUCGAAUCCCUCAGGAGUUUUAUUGACAGUCACAAUUCAGAUGGGUUGAAGCAGGUGUUUCACAACAGAAUCACUAUCUUUCUGUCAACGUGGAACAAGCUGAGGAGAUCACUUGAGACCAAUGGUGAAAUCAAGCUUCCGAAGGACUACUGCAGCACUGACUUGGAUCUGGACACUGGCUUUGAGGUCAUCCUGCCACGUCGCCGGGGACGGGGCCUCUGCUCCACUGCCUUAGUCAGCUACUUGAUUAAGCUCCACAAUGAAAUGGUCUACACUGUGGAAAAGUUCUCAAAGGAAAGUGACAGCUACUCCAUCGAUGCCUCUGAGGUCACCGACCUGCAUGUCAUCAGCUACGAAACCGAGCGGGACUUGAUGCCCCUGAUUCUCUCCAACUGCCAGUACAGAGUUGAGCAAGGUGGCGAAGCCCUGCAGGAGUUCGACCUGGAGAAGAUCCAGAGGCAGAUCACCAGCCGAUUCCUCCAGGGCAAGCCCAGACUGACCCUCAAGGGAAUACCCACCCUGGUAUACAGACAUGACUGGAACUAUGAACAUCUCUUCAUGGACAUCAGGAACAAGAUGCCACAGUGCACUCUCCCCCACUCAGCCCUCAGCACCCUCAGUGGACAGCUGCAGUCCUUCAGCGACGCCUGUGAAGCUCUGUCUAUCAUAGAAGUCACCUUGGGCUUUCUGAGCACAGCUGGUGGUGACCCAGAUGUACCCUUGAAUGUGUAUAUUCACGACACCCUGCGAAUGGGUGAUCAGACAAGUCCUGUUUUCAAGGCCUUAAAAAGAUGUCAGCUAAAGCACGUCAUUGCCCUGUGGCGGUUCCUCUCUGCGCAUAAGUGCGAGCAGCUUCUGCGACUGGGAAAAGAUCCAUUUAGGGAAAUCAGUUCCAAGUACAAAGUGGAUCUCAGCCCCAAAGAUGCACAACUCCUCAACACCUUCCUUCAUCAGACUGACCUAGAUGCCUUCUUGCUGGAGCUUCAUGAAAUGAUGAUCCUCAAACUAAAGAGCCCCCAGGAGGAGAGUUUCUUCCCUGUGUGGAGCCUGAGAGACACUCUGGUAAGUUACAUGGAAACUAAAGAGAGUGACGUUCUUCUGGAAAUGGAAUCCCAGUUCCCAGAAGACAUCCUGCUCUCCAACUGCAUUUGUGUGUGGACCAAGGCGGCUGAGCUGAAGCAGGCCCGACACAGGAGAUAG